This is a messenger RNA of Protopolystoma xenopodis, 516 nucleotides long. Lineage: Eukaryota; Metazoa; Platyhelminthes; Monogenea; Polystomatidea; Polystomatidae. The record is from the annotation of a GenBank genome assembly.
AUGUCGGUUGCAUUUGGGACUGUGUCCCUCAGGGUUUCGAGGAAAGAGUCGAUUCAUGUUAGGUGUCCACCUCCUCUGCAAUGGGCACUAUCUUUGACUGGAUACAUUGUGCUUUUCUGGCGAAUGAGUGGCCAUUUUCGGGCAAAAUCUGGGCCGUCGUUUGCAGGCCUGUGGCCCAGAAGCAGACAGAAGCCAGCAGCAAAGCAACUCUAUUCCCACACGCUAAAGGAAUUGCAGGAAAAAAUGAAAUUAGGCGAGCAGAUCAGUGUCGCCCUAGGGUCGGACACCAACCAGGGAGUGCUUUCCAGAGCCAGCGACUGUCAGGGCUCCCGACUCAAUGACCAUAAAUCAACUCUGCAUACCCCACAAGGUUCCCAGCCCCACCUCCACCACAUCCCCCCGAAGACACCCUUCGACAGGCUGUCUUUUGCCUACCCCUUGACUUCAGAGCCGCAUUUUAUCCGGUCGCACUCACCUGUACCCUCCAGGGCCUGCACACUUUCCCCAAAGGGUUGA